Trametes versicolor FP-101664 SS1 is the source of this 2499-nucleotide messenger RNA. Its product is annotated as acyltransferase ChoActase/COT/CPT. Gene Ontology annotation, cellular component: mitochondrion. The transcript is spliced from 11 exons. Gene Ontology annotation, molecular function: carnitine O-acetyltransferase activity. The coding region runs from base 1 to 2280 and encodes 759 amino acids. Lineage: Eukaryota; Fungi; Basidiomycota; Agaricomycetes; Polyporales; Polyporaceae. The record is from RefSeq and is a predicted model, not a curated record. Gene Ontology annotation, biological process: carnitine metabolic process.
AUGGCCGCAUCCAACCCCGUCACCAGGUUCGAACACGACCCGCCCGAAUCCCGCACCUUCGCCCGCCAGCACGAGCUCCCGAAGCUUCCCAUACCAUCGCUCGACGACUCGCUCCGCAAGUAUCUCACUGCGCUCGAGGGCCUGCAGGAUCCCCGCGAGCACGCCGAGACGCGCCGUGCCGUCGAAGACUUCCUACAUAACGACGGCCCGCGCGUACAAGAGAAGCUCAAGGAGUACGCACAAGACAAGGCUAGCUACAUCGAGGAGUUCUGGUACGAGUCGUACCUCUCACACUCCGAUCCAGUGGUCCUCGCCCUCAACCCCUUCUUCGUACUCGAGAACGACCCUACCCCAGAUCGCGGCCAGCAGCUGCCGCGAGCCGCCUCCCUGAUUGUGUCGUCGCUGGGUUUUAUACACGACCUCCGCGCGGGCAUCCUCGAAGCCGACUCGGUGCGCGGAACCCCACUCGAUAUGGACCAAUACACAAGACUUUUUGGCACAGCCCGGAUACCCACUCAGCGGGGUUGUAAGAUGGAGACGCACCCAGAGUCUCGGCACAUCGUUGUAUUGCGCCGCGGGCAGUUCUAUUGGUUCGACGUGCUGGACGCCGAGAAUCGGCCGGUGCUGACCGAGCGCGAGAUUUUGAGAAACCUGCAGGCGAUUGUCGGCGAUGCUGACCAGAUGCCCAUACAGGAGGUUGCGCGGAAUGCCAUUGGGGUGCUCUCGACGGAGAACCGGAAGGUGUGGUCGCAGCUCCGGAGCGCGCUCACCAAGAACAAGAAUAACGAGUCAUGUCUGGACGUCGUCGACAACGCUCUCUUCGUCGUCUGCCUGGACGAUACUGCACCCGAGAACCUCGCCGAGCUGUGCGACAACUUCCUCUGCGGAACGUACGACCUGAAGGGCGGCAUCCAAGUCGGGACGUGCACCAAUCGGUGGUACGACAAGUUGCAAAUCAUCGUCUGUGCAGAUGGCGCUGCUGGUAUCAACUUCGAGCACACCGGUGUCGAUGGGCACACCGUGCUGAGGUUUGCCGCGGACAUCUUCACCGAGGGCCUCAUGCUCCUCGCACGCUCCAUCAACCCGUCCGCGCCCACCCUUUUCCACGCUCCCCUCUCGCCGUUCGCGAAGUCUUACAAGCCCCCGCGCGGACACGGGCACUCCAAGGAACAGUCGCCUGCACCGUCGUACGUGAUCGACACGGCGCCGAAGAAACUCGAAUGGACGCUAUACCCGGAGCUGCGCGCGGGGAUCCGGUUCGCCGAAACGCGCCUGAGCGACCUGAUUUGCCAGAACGACUGCCAAGCGCUCGAGUUCAAGACGUACGGAAAGAACUUCAUCACUAGCCACGGCUUCAGCCCGGACGCGUUCGUGCAGAUGGCGUUCCAGGCGGCGUACUACGGGCUGUAUGGGCGCAUCGAGUGCACGUACGAGCCGGCGAUGACGAAGGCGUUCUUGCACGGACGCACGGAGGCGAUCCGGACUGUGCAGCCGCACACGGUUGAUUUCGUGAAGACAUUCUUUUCCGAGGCGCCCAAUACACAGAAGGUUGCCGCCCUUCGCAAGGCAUGCCAGGGGCACGUCCAACUCACGAAAGACUGCAGCAAGGGUCUCGGACAAGACAGACACCUGUACGCGCUCUACUGCCUGAUGCAGCGCGAGCGCGAGAAGGAGUACCAAAGCGCGGUCGCGAGCCAGUACGAGGAGGACGAGGGCCGGCCGCAGUCGCCGGCGAGCGCGACGUCGAGCGGGAGCAGCGCGCUCGCGAACCGGCCGCCGCUGCCCGCGAUCUUCAACGACAACGGCUGGCACAUCCUCAAUCGCUCCAUCCUCUCGACCUCGAACUGCGGAAACCCCGCGCUGCGCCUGUUCGGGUUCGGGCCCGUCGCUGCGGACGGGUUCGGCAUCGGGUACAUCAUCAAGGACGAGGGCAUCUCGGUGUGCGCGUCGUCGAAGCACCUGCAGACGCGGCGCUUCCUGGACACGCUCAAGGGGUACCUGCACGACAUGCAGCGCAUGCUCAUCCAGCUGCACCUCUCCGCGAACCAGCGCGCGGAGCCGUUCGUCGACCACGCUGGGGUGUUGCGCGACUCGAAGACGGGCCGGCCCAUCAACGGCCACCGGGGAAGCGCGGACGGCGCGGGCGCGUACGACGACGAGGACACCAUGCCAGCGGGAUAUUCGUUCUUUGACAGCGGGGAGAUCGAGCUGCUUGGCCGCAGGAAGAGCCGGCCGUCGUACUACAACACGGGCAAGAUCAUUCCUAUGGCGGAGUACUGAGCGACUCCGCUACACGUCGACUCGGUUAUGUUCUGAGGGAUGUAGGCUAACACAUUUGGAGAAUCGUUUGUACAAACUAUUGGAUGACGUGUUGUACCAGUAUUUGUAUACCUACUGCUCCUUAUAACUUCUUGUACUUUCUUGUUGUAUUGUACCGUCCAUAACUCUACCUAUGUACGACCGGAUGUCAAUAUAUGAUCUAGCAAACUUAUAGCAUCC